Mus musculus (house mouse) is the source of this 10746-nucleotide messenger RNA. RefSeq names its product protein tyrosine phosphatase, non-receptor type 14 (gene Ptpn14). NCBI's taxonomy places the organism in Eukaryota, Metazoa, Chordata, Mammalia, Rodentia, Muridae. Gene Ontology annotation, biological process: lymphangiogenesis; negative regulation of cell population proliferation; regulation of protein export from nucleus. The transcript has 19 exons. Gene Ontology annotation, cellular component: cytoplasm; cytoskeleton; nucleus. The record is from RefSeq and is marked validated. Gene Ontology annotation, molecular function: transcription coregulator activity; protein tyrosine phosphatase activity; receptor tyrosine kinase binding. Bases 537 to 4106 code for a protein of 1189 amino acids.
GCUCGCGCUUCCUGGCGCUCGGGCUCUCCGGAGGCUCAAGUUCUGCACAACUUCUCCCGGCUGCCCAGCGCCUCGGCCGCGGGCCCGGCCAGCUAGCUGCGCUCCUCGGCUCAGCCGUCUCGUCCACAGGGCAGGUCCUCGUGGAGCAUCUGGUACCAAGUGGCCGCUGGCGGUCCCUCUCUGCGCCCCACCUCUCUGAUCGCCCGGGUCCCCUCGCGUGGGACGGCGGUGCUUAGGUUCUUGGCCCUUUCUCCUCCCCGGUGCGCCCGGCGCGCCGGCCGCUGCGUAACCCUCCCUGCGCCCCUCCUCUGCCAGCUCCUGGAAGCCAGUGGUGGGGACCCAGACUCCCUGAUGGUCAACGUGCGGCACCCGGGGCACUCCCGGGCCAUGUAAGCAGCUGUCCGGCAGAGAGCCUGGUGGGCAUGGACAUCUUUAUCCACAUACCUUAGUGUGACCACGCCGACAGAAAACUACUAAGGCCAUCUCAGGGGUGCCUGUGCCAGGAGAGGGGGGCGGUGUCCCCGGGCCGCAGAGCCAUGCCUUUCGGCCUGAAGCUCCGCAGGACUCGGCGCUACAACGUCCUGAGCAAGAACUGCUUUGUUACCCGGAUCCGCCUGCUGGACAGCAAUGUCAUCGAGUGCACGCUGUCGGUGGAAAGCACGGGGCAAGAGUGCCUGGAGGCCGUGGCCCAGAGGCUGGAGCUGAGGGAGACGCACUACUUCGGCCUUUGGUUUCUCAGCAAGAGCCAGCAGGCGAGAUGGGUAGAGCUGGAGAAGCCACUGAAGAAACAUCUGGACAAGUUUGCUAACGAGCCUCUGCUUUUCUUCGGAGUCAUGUUCUAUGUGCCAAAUGUGUCACGGCUUCAGCAGGAGGCCACAAGAUAUCAGUAUUACCUGCAAGUCAAAAAAGACGUGCUUGAAGGACGGUUGCGGUGCUCCCUGGAACAAGUGAUCCGGCUGGCUGGCUUAGCUGUGCAAGCUGACUUCGGAGAUUAUAACCAGUUUGAUUCCCAAGAGUUCCUCCGAGAGUAUGUGCUCUUUCCUAUGGAUUUGGCCAUGGAGGAGGCGGCUCUGGAGGAGCUAACCCAGAAGGUGGCCCAGGAACACAAAGCUCAUAGCGGGAUCCUGCCGGCUGAAGCUGAACUGAUGUACAUCAACGAGGUAGAGCGUUUGGAUGGAUUUGGACAGGAGAUCUUCCCCGUGAAGGACAGUCAUGGCAACAGCGUGCACCUCGGCAUCUUCUUCAUGGGGAUUUUUGUGAGGAACAGGGUCGGGAGACAGGCAGUGAUAUACAGGUGGAAUGACAUUGGGAGUGUUACUCACAGCAAAGCAGCCAUCCUGUUGGAGCUGAUUGACAAGGAGGAGACCGCGCUCUUCCAUACAGAUGAUAUUGAAAAUGCCAAGUACAUUUCUCGGUUGUUUACCACUCGGCACAAAUUUUACAAACAGAACAAGAUCUGCACUGAACAGUCAAAUUCUCCACCCCCAAUUAGACGCCAGCCCACCUGGAGCCGGUCCUCACUGCCAAGGCAGCAGCCGUAUAUCUUGCCUCCCAUGCAUGUCCAGUGCAGUGAGCACUACUCGGAGACCCAUACUUCCCAAGACAGCAUUUUCCCCGGGAACGAAGAAGCCUUGUACUGCCGUUCUCACAACAGCCUGGACCUUAAUUACUUGAACGGCACCGUCACCAAUGGCAGCGUGUGCAGCGUUCACAGCGUCAACUCCCUCAGCUGCUCUCAGAGCUUCAUCCAGGCGUCUCCAGUGUCCUCCAACCUUAGCAUCCCUGGGAGUGACAUCAUGAGGGCCGAUUACAUCCCCAGCCACCGCCACAGCACCAUCAUCGUGCCGUCUUACAGGCCGACCCCAGAUUACGAGACGGUCAUGAGGCAGAUGAAGAGGGGUCUGAUGCACGCAGACAGCCAGAGCCGGUCUCUGCGUAACCUCAAUAUCAUCAACACCCAUGCCUAUAACCAGCCCGAGGAACUGGUGUACAGCCAGCCGGAGAUGCGGGAGAGGCAUCCCUACACGGUCCCCUAUGCACACCAGGGGUGCUACGGUCACAAACUUGUAAGUCCGUCUGACCAGAUGAACCCCCAAAAUUGUGCGAUGCCUAUCAAGCCAGGGGCCAGUUCCAUCUCACACACAGUGAGCACUCCAGAACUAGCCAACAUGCAGCUCCAAGGAGCACAACACUAUAGCACAGCCCACAUGCUCAAGAACUAUCUAUUCAGGCCGCCACCCCCUUACCCUCGGCCCCGUCCUGCCACCAGCACCCCAGACCUCGCCAGCCACCGCCACAAGUACGUCAGCGGCAGCAGCCCUGAUCUGGUAACUCGGAAGGUGCAGCUCUCCGUAAAGACCUUCCAGGAGGACAGCUCACCUGUGGUCCAUCAGUCUCUGCAGGAGGUGAGCGAACCCCUUACAGCCACCAAGCACCAUGGCGGCGGCGGUGGCACGGUGAAUAAACGCCACAGCCUGGAGGUGAUGAACAGCAUGGUGAGAGGCAUGGAGGCCAUGACACUGAAGUCACUCAAUAUCCCCAUGGCUCGCCGCAACACCCUUCGGGAGCAGGGCCCUUCCGAGGAGACGGGCGGCCACGAAGUGCACGGUCUCCCCCAGUAUCACCACAAGAAGACAUUCUCGGAUGCCACCAUGCUGAUCCACAGCAGUGAGAGCGAGGAAGAGGAGGAGACCCUGGAGGCUGCACCUCAGGUUCCUGUGCUUCGAGAGAAAGUAGAAUACAGUGCCCAGCUGCAGGCUGCCCUGGCCCGCAUCCCCAACAGGCCCCCACCUGAGUACCCAGGGCCAAGAAAAAGUGUCAGUAAUGGGGCACUGAGACAGGACCAGGGAACCCCUCUUCCUGCCAUGGCCAGGUGCAGGGUGCUGAGACACGGACCAUCCAAGGCCCUCAGUGUCUCCCGGGCAGAGCAGCUGGCUGUCAACGGUGCCUCUCUGGGUCCCUCCAUCUCUGAGCCUGACCUAACCAGCGUGAAGGAGCGGGUCAAGAAAGAGCCUGUGAAGGAAAGGCCGGUGUCAGAGAUGUUCUCCCUGGAGGACAGCAUUAUAGAGAGAGAGAUGAUGAUCAGGAAUCUAGAGAAGCAGAAGAUGACGGGCCCGCAGGCACAGAAGAGACCGCUGAUGUUGGCAGCGCUGAAUGGGCUCUCGGUGGCCCGAGUGUCGGGGCGGGAAGACGGUCACCAUGAUGCCACCCGAGUCCCCAUAGACGAGAGGCUCAGAGCCCUGAAGAAGAAGCUGGAAGAUGGAAUGGUGUUCACAGAAUAUGAGCAGAUUCCAAACAAAAAGGCCAACGGCGUCUUCAGCACCGCCACUCUGCCUGAGAAUGCCGAGCGCAGCCGGAUCCGAGAAGUUGUCCCAUACGAGGAGAAUCGAGUGGAGCUCAUCCCGACCAAAGAAAACAACACAGGCUAUAUCAACGCCUCCCACAUCAAGGUGGUGGUCGGCGGAUCAGAAUGGCACUACAUCGCCACCCAGGGGCCCUUGCCACAUACGUGCCAUGACUUCUGGCAGAUGGUGUGGGAGCAGGGGGUGAAUGUGAUCGCCAUGGUCACUGCAGAGGAGGAGGGUGGACGGACCAAAAGCCAUCGAUACUGGCCCAAACUGGGGUCCAAGCAUAGUUCUGCCACCUACGGCAAGUUCAAGGUCACCACAAAGUUCCGGACAGAUUCUGGUUGCUAUGCAACGACGGGCCUAAAGGUGAAGCACCUGCUGUCCGGGCAGGAGAGGACCGUGUGGCACUUGCAGUACACGGACUGGCCCCACCACGGCUGUCCAGAAGACGUCCAAGGAUUUUUGUCCUACUUGGAGGAAAUCCAGUCAGUCCGACGCCACACCAACAGCGUGCUGGAAGGCAUCAGGACCAGGCACCCCCCCAUCGUGGUUCACUGCAGCGCGGGUGUGGGAAGGACUGGUGUGGUUAUCCUCUCUGAGCUCAUGAUCUACUGCCUGGAACACAACGAAAAGGUGGAGGUGCCCACGAUGCUGCGAUUCCUCAGGGAGCAGAGGAUGUUCAUGAUCCAGACCAUUGCGCAGUACAAGUUCGUCUACCAAGUCCUCGUCCAGUUCCUGCAGAAUUCCAGGCUCAUUUGAUCUCCUCCGGGAUGCAGCUUCUGGAGGAGGGACGCAGCUCUGUCCUGCAGGGGGCGCCACUUCGACAACAUCUGCCUCCCCCAGCCAGAGGUGGAUGGCUGGCAGCAGGCAGAAGCCAGAGUUACUCACAAACAUCAUGUAUUAUUUUAUAUAAGAUAAUUUAUUUUUUCCCUCUUUGGAAUAAGUUCUGUGAGUUAUUAUAUAAUGCUUCCCCCCCAUACACACACACAAUAAUAUAGUGCUUCUCAUUUGAACCACACGUUGACUGAUCUGCAGUGUUAGCCUCCGGGAGGGAAGGUGGUGGCCCCCAUGGGACAUUUUAGACACAGAGGCAUAAAGGGAAAGCAUCUCUAGUGAAGUUGCAGGCAAACUGGUAAUGCUCCAGUCAAAAGUGGCAAGAGAGAGAAACCAUCCUCAGCUGGAAGGGAGAGAGCCAAGGUCCUGGAAAGUGAUCCAAACACACUGGGUUCCUGCACCUUGCUGGGUGCUUGCUUUUCUCUCCUGCAUUUCUGUCCUCUGUCCUCGCCCUCAGCAAUCUUUCUCCGGAAGCCUAGGUGAAGGGUGGGAUUGGCUGGAGAGCAUGGUGCCUCCAAGGGUGGUGAUGCCGUCUUUGGUCAAUGGGGGCGCUGCUGUCCUUUCUCUCACCCCUUGUUCUGGCUCAGAAGUCUGAUACAGUGAUGGGUGGCAGGCUGGGUAUCUGCUGCUUUGUCUUGUAUACUCACAACACUGUAGUCUGGUGGCCCUGGGCCAGGCGGUCUGCACAGCUCAGCCCUCUGCCUGAUUCUGACUGUGAGAAGAUAACCCACCAGGGUGGGAAUGGAGUUGGGUGUGGCCUCGGUGUGGCCUCUUAGCUACACAAUGUUGCGUGUGGUGGAUGGUGACGUAGAAGAUGAAGUUCAGGUACAUUCCAUCUUCCUAUCUGUUCCUAAGUUGUUAGAAGGGUCUUAAGGAAACUCACAUUGGGGAGCUGUCAGGCACUUAGUAGGGCCCUGCCCGGGAGGUACACACCUGUGUCCAACUCACUGUGUGCUGCUUGGUUUUAGGCUGUAGCUGAUGAGGGCUGAGUUGGUUCCUCUUAGAGCUUCCUUGUUGUCCUGAGGCAGAGUUCCUGGGUGAUCUUGAGUUUGCUGUGUAGAGGAUGGCUCCUAAUUUUUCACAUCUUCCCCUCCCACGUGCUGGGGUUUCAGGUGUGUCCCACCACACUAUGAAUGCUGAGACUGUCUACUAAAAAACCUUCCACCGCCUCCCUCUCCUGUGCAGCCCAGCCUGGGUCAGUGAUGAUAUCGACCGUGUUCGAUUUGAAGUCCAGUUUCCUGCUUAUGUCCAAUUUUGCUCAGAGUAUAAUUUUCUAAACUGUGAGUUUGUGGAACUGAAUGUGUCAGGUCUUCCUCCACAGUUACAUUUUUCCCUAUUUCCUGAGCUGAAAAGACCAAACAGAAAGUGUGUGUCUUUGUGGCUUCUUUCUCCACCCCCUAGUGAGUGCUUAUGACAGCAGAAUCCCCAUGAACUCCUCUGGAAGGUGAGCCAAGCUGUCUUCACACUGGGCAGGGGUGGUGCUGGUGCUGAUGUUGAUACAGCAUUUGUGGGUUCAGAAUCUGUAGAAGAGGUGCUUCCAUCCUCCCUUCCGCCAUGCAGAUUGAACCAAGGAGUCUAAGUGUGCAAGCCUUGUGGAUCUGGUGCACUGUGUAAACUCUGACAUAGGUAUUUUGGGGAAAUGUUACAGUGUUAAGGGUGGGAAGUCUUGUUUCACUUCCUUUGAUGAUGUUUCUCCUUUACAUUCGGUCCCACUUACGGUUUCAUUAUGCAAUGAAGAACGCUGCUGAUCCUCUCCUGUUGUCUCUGAGCUGUAGUCGGUCAGAAUGUAUCUCCCUCGGGCAGCAAGGAGAUAUGAUGCCACUUUGCACGGGUCACUCGGGGGCUGUUUUUACCCUGUGUUAGCAGAACAAGGUGCAGGGAAGUAGCAGAACAAGGUGCAGGGAAGAUGUCGGUUGGCUACCCAACUUCCUAGUGUGCAUGGUGAGCCCUAAAGGAGAACAUUAAGUGUCCCGAGUACGUAUGUGUUCCAUUCUCAGACACCAUUGCUUCUGGUUCUUCAGUAACAUUCCAAAUUCCUUUCCCAUCCCUAGGAAGUCCCCGUGGAUCUCUGGUUAAAUUAUCAUCAGGCAUAUAAAGUGGCAUCUGCAUAAUGAUUGCCCAGAGAUGCUUUCUAUCUGGGAAGUGAGCCAAGGAAUAAACCUUGAAGUAAAGUGUAUUAAAUUAGUUAUCUGGUUAGGCCUUUUGGAAAGAUUUCCUGUGAUGCAUGGGGGCCAGAGCUGGAGUUGUCAGGGCCCAUUGCCGCAGUUUGGAUUUGAAGGAGGGGAAAAUUAAAACAGGAGCCAGUAAGUCAUCCCAUCUCACAGCAGAGCAGUGGACUGCUUGCUCGAUGGCCCUGGUUUGGAGUUUUUUCCAGUGGUACCACACUCUUUUACUUACACUCAUCGGCCUACGUCCACCUUUGUCCUGGUUCAGGGGUCUCUGUAUCCUGGCUGCUUAACGUGGUGUCUUCAUCCCUGAGAUCCUGAGUUGUGUUAAAGAUGAAGCUGCGGAGUUUCUGGCUGGGCUGUGGCUGGUCUUAGGUGGCUCUGCAGUAACUUCAGGUGGAAUCCCAGGGGUCAGGGGGCUGCACAUCCAUAUAUUCUCCUUUUUCAGUAAGAAGUAGAGGAGAAAACAGGAUUGGGCAUGUAAGUCGCUUUAUGGAGGUGAAGACUAGUGGGUUCCUCUGAUCACUUGGAGAUGAGCCGCAGAUACGAUACUAGGGAGGCUGGGGGCAUCUCACGUGGACCGUAUCGUGUAAUAAGCCUUGAUUUAAUGCGCUUACUUUGGGAGACUUGUACUGUUAUGAGAAAGGGAUUACUCACGAUUAGAAGCAAGCCGUCAUCCCGUUCCCCCCAACACCCACUCCAGUCUUGGGCUCUCUCAGCCACCUCUGCUUCAGGACAUGGUCCUCAUGGGACACAGCCACCAGCUUCUAUGCAAGCCAUACCCUGCCCUCUCUCAGCUUCCACUUUUCAGCAGCUACCUCCUGAACUGGUUCUUUGUGACCCUGCUACCUCGCUGUGCUGGCCUUGCAUCUGGUCAAGCUGGGAGGUGCCCCUGGAUGCUGACAGGCUGGGAUGACAGAUGUGUUGCCGUGUAGUCUUCUGUCACCCCCUUGAAGCUCAGGCCGGCCUGCUUAUCGAUGAGCCAUUUAGGCUCUCCCCUUUUUAGUGGCAUGUCUGAUGGAGAGAGCGAAUUUAGUUAAUUGAUUAAUGUUUGGAGAUGUGCCAGUUACUUGAGGUGGAGAGGGGAAGAGUACCAGGUCAUUCUAGAAUAAACUCAACGAACAUGAUUAGCCUUGACCCCUGUUUGUAAUAACUUAUUCAUUUUGUCUCAGUAUUAGGAAUGAGCUGUCCACGGAGUGCGCGGUCACUGCCGUGUGGCCCUCAACUUCUGCAUUUACCAAAGAUUCUGCCGCUGCUGCAUCUUGUCUGCGCUCUAGCCAGGCAGCUGGCAACCAGGUUCUCAUUCAGUGUUCUUCUCCUCGAGUAGCAGCUCCGGCUCACUCUAGCAGGGAGCUUUGGGCCUUCCAUGGGGACGGCACGUUCCCUGGUGACCUACAACUUGAUGUAUUGGCCCUGGAGGGUGGACUCAGUCACAGUUAGCCCCAGAGGGUUACUACAGUCUGAGCAUACUGGCCUUCACCUCGCUUCUGUGUCCUUCGGUGGCAAAUCACCUUUCCGGGGACAUCUGCUGAAUGUAGUACCCACAUGUCUGGGGAAAUAUGAGGGUGUGCUCAGCACAUGCUGCCAACCCGGCUUAUCCAGAUGUCAGUUAUUCUAGGGGAGCUGGGACAGUGUCCAGCAGCUUGUCCACAUUCAUCCUCCUGUUCUCAGCUUUUGCAUUUCCAUUAUAACCUUCGGGGAAGUGAGUGUUUUCACCGGGUGUGUCCAGUCCUUCGUAACCUUUGCCGUUUAGUAUGGAACAUCACCUUUCUCAGGCUCUCGCUGACGUGUUCCUGUUAGCCUGUUCAUGACUGGGCACUGGGGGUCUGGCACCCUUCAAUCUCAUGGAUGGAUAGUGUGCUGCUGUUUGGAGAUCGGUUCUUGCCGUUUGGAGCUGGGUUCAGCCUCCUCAUUUUAGAGAUAAAUUAAAGGGCAUUUGGUUGUCUGGCAGGGGUUGGAGCAAAUGCCAGCCUAAAUAUGGUUAACUGUUGCAUAGAAAGUGACUCUUGGGCUACACUCUUGCCAGCAGGACCAUCAUUCACUAAAAGUGCUCAGAGCUUGUCCAAGGACAGUAGGGAGUGGUUAGAUCACCCCUGGAUUUCUUACCCCAAAUUUUUUGGGCAUAUAAUUUUUUUUGAACCCUGCCACAAUGUCAGAAUUGGAAACUGUGACGCAACGCCCCAGGAAGACUGUGCUCCAGCCUUGAGGGCUACUUCUCCUGGGCUCCUUGCCUGCCCCCUGUAUCGGGUUGUGACGUGUGAUCUUUGCUCUGGGGACUCCUCGCCUGAUACUGCAUGCUUGUGAGCAGAGAGUUCUGCCCAUUCGUGCUACUCCCAUGCUCAGCACUCGCAGACUCUCUUGCCUGUGAGUGCCUGUGCAAGUCAUGUUUAUACAAACGCCGGGCUGUGCAGCGGCCAUGAGCAUCCUUGUGCGGGGAUGAGGUGGUGCCCCGUGUGUCGUCACUGUCUGCAUUCGAGGUCACUUUGUCCACCCAGAGUGCCUCCAGCUUUCCUUCCUUGCUCACUUGCUUUCCAGACCAGCUCUCUGAAGUUCAUUUUUAAUUUUACCCUACCUGUCCACAAAGCUCCUAUAAAAGUCAAAUCUGGCAAAGGACCAUGGCCUUAAACCUCUCUAAAAUGUCCACAGAGGAAUUCUUAAGAAAGAAUGGUUCCGUAGCUUCUGGGGAUGGGGGAUGGGAUCUGGGAAAUGAGUGUCCAAGAUGAAUCGUGUAGAAGGCUUCUCACAACCAGGCCUCCCUCCUGUCCUAAGGGACAACACUGUCCCUCAGUACCAGAAGAAAUGAAAAAAAAAAUGACGGCUAUUAGUGCAAAUAGAAAUGAGGGCAGCAGGCUUCCUGUUUGUUUCCGGGUGUCCCUAGCAGGAUUUGGGGUGAGGAGAGCGCUGUGGUGACCUGCAGUCUACCUACUUCUGGCUUGCUGGACUGUUCGCUUCAGUCUCCCUGGUCAGCUGUGGGACAGGUGCACCUCAGGGCUUCCCAGGGAGCCCCACACUGCUCUGACGGAUAGCUAAUGCAUGAUAAGCUAUCUAUCCAACCCCCUGCCUUCUUUAUUUUUUCUUCUCCAACCUCUACCUUUAGGGACACAAACUCUUUGGGGUAGAAAGCUGAGAGGGGAGAGGCUAAGUGUUUUAGAUGGGGUUUUUCCGUGCCUUGGGGUGGGACCUCCGCUAAACCCUCAGGAAUGCCGAGUGUAGCCAGGUGGCUCGUGCUUGGCGUUCUCAGCAUUUCUUUGGGGCUCCAGCCUCCUUCAGUGCAGUGUUGGCUAAUAAAUACCUUCAGCAUUGAACUGAAAACUGUCCUUUGGAGCCAUUUUUUUAGACUCAAAGGUUGUAAAGUUUUAUUGCAAUCUCCUUUGAAGUUCCUUGCCACUAUUGGUAGUCCUAAAAUUCUGUAACCAGAUUCUUUUAGAUACAAGCUCACACUUCCUUAGAGAUGAUCUCCCUUGGUGGUCAGCUGACCUGGCUGAGGGCUCCCUGGGGGAGGUUACAUAUGCAGAUGACUAUUGAAAGUGUAACCUUUUGUGACGUGUUACAUAAUAACUGGCUAGUUUGCUUCACUAGUCAGUCACUUCAGUCAGUAUUUUGAUGCUUGCUUUUGGUUGCUUCUGUCUGAUGUCAGUAGUUUUGGUUUCCUUCAAAAUAAUUGACAUUUAAUAGUUUUAUUUUGAAAUGAUGCAUAGACACCCCCACCCCCAGCUUAGAAACCAGCUUUUAUUUAGGGUUCUUGGGUCAGCCCACAGAAGCCCUCAGACCUCAGCCAUCAUGGCUGGAAUGCAGUGCUAUGCCAGAUGUGGUUGGCUUUUGUGGGCUGGCCUGGACAUGGGCUAGCACCCACUACGUUGUAAAUGGUAAAAUAAAUAAAUAAGAAAAUAUAAAGCAUUCCAGGUUGGGACUCGGCACCCAGCCUGUGGCAGCUGCUCUGUCCUCGGCAGAGAUGGCUGUCAAAUCUCUCUCUCCUAGCAAACUGCACCUAAGGGCAGGGGAAGGACAGAGGAGACAGAGGACAUUCCUUCCUAAGUUACCGAUGAUCAUGUUGACUGCUUUGGCAGAGACUCUCUGUCACGUGAAUAACAUUAAAUGCCCUAAAUAAAGCUAUGCACACUGCUCCAUGGGCUGUUGUCUCUCGGUAACAAGCUUCGCUCGCCAGCCUCUCACACAGCUCUGAGGUGUAGGGUGCCGACUUUUGACAGUAUUCCUUUGCACUGUUCCCUCUUUCUACAAAGUCUUAUUUAGAUAUUGGUUGUCUCUGUCCUGGUCAUUGCUGUGUAAGAUGUCGCCUAUGUGCCUUUACAAAUGUGAGAUCUUUAUUCUAACCCCCUUUUGUUUUUGGUAAAAGAUAUCUAUUGAUUUCUACAUGCAAUAAACCUUGUUUUGAGAGAAAA